AUGGAGGGACCUGGAAGCAUUGGAGGACUUCUGGAAAGAAAGCCUUCCCUUCUGUAUGAAAGGCAGCUCCUGGUCCCAGAGAACUUGGCAACUCCUUUCUUUGACCCUCAAAAGGGUGGUGCUGAUGGGGGCUGUGCUGCUUGGGGAGAAGAGAAAAUCUUCCAGUGCCCAACUGAGGGCACCCAACUCUACUUGGACACCUCAAGGUACGGGGAACUCACUACCGUCCACGCGGCUGAUCUCAGAGAGGCUCUGGAGCCUGCGGGACCGCCAGGAGGGCUGUGGCGCUCCGACCUUGGCCCUGGCUGCGGCGAGGCCCGACACGAGGGGCUCGGAGUGGCCGAGAGCGUGGCCGAGGCUGGGCGUUCGGGCCUGGCGCCCGGUCGGGGCGGUGCGGGGUCCGGACCUCCUCCUCCCGGCGUGCGGGGACCCCGGCGGGGCCGCAGAGGCCGGGAAGUCGCGCCGAGGGCGCUAGGACCGGCCGCGCGCCCAGGCCGCUCCCGCCGCGGCGCCCCGGGGCCCCCCAGUCGGCGCUGCCUCCCGGGCCGGCUCCGCAGCGCCGGGGCCCGGGCCAGCGCGGCCGCGGGGGGCGAGCGGCGGGCGGAGGCCUGGGCCGGCGGGCGGCCGGAGGGAGGGAAGGAGGAAGGCGGAGAGAAGGGGUGGGAGGGGGGGACCCGGCGGAGGAGGCGGAGAGAGGGAGCGCGACAGCGAGCGGAGGGAGGGAGCGAGCGAGCGAGGCAGGCAGGCGGGCCGGGAGGGAGGGAGGGCGCGCGGGCGGCGGCGGCGGCGAGAGCAGAGGACGAGCCGGGACGCGGCGCCGCGGCACCAGGGCGCGCAGCCGGGCCGGCCCGACCCCACCGGCCACACGGUAAUCAGCGCCGCUGCUGGCGGCCCGGGAGGCCGGCCCGGAGGCGGCGGGGAGCCGGGGAGCCGGGCGGGGGGCACCGCGGCGGGCAGUGCCCGGCUCGGGGCAGGCUCCCGGACCUCCGCAACUCGGCGCCGGGCGCCCGCGGGGCCGGGACUGCGGGCGGGGACGGCGGGCCGGGCUGGCCGGGCUGGCCGGGUCGGCGCGGGGGAUUUGAGGGUUUGUUUAUGUCCCCGCGGGCUCGGCAGGCGCCCCCUCCCGUCCCGCCCGCUCCCGGCGCGGACCCCCCUCUCCGCCCCCGCCCGGCUCCGGGCUCAAGUUCAAGUCUAUACAAUGCCACGGGGGGCCCCUCCACCGCCGGCCUCCGCCGCGGUGCCCGGCUCGGCGCUGCCGCAGGGGCCGCGGCCGGGCCACCCCCGCCUUCCGGGCUCUGCCCCCGCCCCGUGGCCCCGCCUGGAGCCCGCGGCCAGGGCGCCGGAGGGCGCAGACCCCGACCCAGAAGGAUCGGCCCCCGCGGCGGCCCGGGGGAGCGGGGGAGGGGGCGGGGGCCGGGCCCCGCGCAGGCUCCGCGGCGGCGGCAGAAAAUGGCAGCCUGGCACGACCCGGCCCCCCGCCCCUCCCCCCGGCGCCCGGCCCUCCUCGGCCCCGCGAGGCGGGGGACCCGGGAGGCCCCCGGGGGCGGGCCGAGGGGUGAUUGCCGGGCCGGGCCGGAGAGCGCCGCGCCGGGAUCCUCCUCCGGCCACCUGUGGCUGUGGGUGCGGGGAGCCGGCGGGUCCGGGAGGGGCGGCGGGGCGGGCGAGAGCGCCCGUUUGGGGGGCACACCUCCCCGCGGAGUGCCAGCGGCACGGAGGGGGGGUCGUUGUGCCCGGCUCCUCCCUGUCCCCACUGCGGGCCGUGGGAGCCGGGGCGGCCGCGGUGGCGGCGCCGCAAUGUGGGGGCGGGGCGGGGGCGGGCGACGAUCCCGGGCCCCGGCCGCGGGGGCCGGAAAACGCGGGGGUGGGAACAGCGGGGCCGAGGCAGGGAGCGGCGCGUGGGGGGACGCCUGGGGUCGUCCCUUCAGCCCUCCCCACGCACAUUCCCACGCACGCGGACACACUCACGCACACGCACCCCGCCGGGCCGGUGCAGACGUGUCCUUGAAAGCUUCGCAUCUGCACAGUGAAGGACGAGGCCUCGCCGCGGCUGCGGAGCGGGGUCUUCGGCCCCACGUCCCCGCACCCUGGGAGACCCCGAGCUUCAGAGCCGCAGGCGGCCGCGGUCCGUGUCCCGCCCUCACCCCGCUCCCCUCCCCCAGGCCGCCCUGUCCUCCCUCCCCUUCGGCGCGGACCGGGCUGGCGCGGAUCCAGGGCCCGCCCCUGGCCUCCCCCAGCCCCUCAUCGUUGGGGCCCGCGGCCCUGGGGCUGCCAAACUGCGUUUCGCUUUCCUGAAGCCUCUCUUCUCGGGGGCACCCUCUCCCACCUUAGCCCCCCUCUACCAUUUCUCCCCGUCUUAUCCCCUCCGUCCUGCCACACUCUCUCUGCUGCCAGUUGAGGAGGUGUCGACGCCCUGGGCAGGAAGCGGUGCCCUCUGGUUCCCAGGGGCUGCCUCCUUCGGCUCCUGAGGGGAGCCCCCUGUGGCUGCACCUUGACCCAACAUGGCGUCUGGCACCCAGCAGGGCAGCUUUGGCCUACGGCAGGCGGCCGGCGGGCGGGUGGGCAGGGCCGGGCCACAGAGUCCGCAACUCCCCCGGUCCCCGUCUUAAACUAGCGGGGACAGAAGCCUUGGGGCGAAGCGCCCUCUGCCCUGUGACCCAACUUGCCCCUCACUGCCGUGCCUAGAGACUGCCAUCAGCAUCCCUGGGGGCCUGCUCAGUCUUCAUGUUUCACCCCAGGCUGCCAGUGGCUGAACCGCCUCCUGGGCGGGCGGCUGCGAAGGGAUCCUGGGAUCAGGUGCUGCUCCAGUGUCGCCUCCUCCCUCCCUCCCUCCCUCCAGGGCAGAUGUGACAGCUGCAGCCAGGGGAGCUAUUCUCCUUGCUGUUGCCGGGGUAUUAGGACUGGCCUGUGGGAUUUAGGGAGCCAGGCAUCCUGGGGACCCUCUUGGGAUGACUGGCAGGGGCCAGCUCCUGGUAGUUUUCUGAGCUGCCUGCCUUUGGAGAGUUGAGUUGUGGGGAGUUCUUCUGGGUUUCUGGGGCAAAAUGGUCCCCCUCUGCCUCCAGGUUCCACCUAGGCCCUGGUUGUGCUGUGACAGGUGGCUGUCAGGGUGGGAGUGUGUGUGCACAAGUGCUGGCUGCAGGUGAGGGCCCAGGCCUAUUUCUGCAGCAGCCCUGGCACCUGCCUUUCUCCCCGAUGGCUCCCCCUCUUCUAUGCAGCCCCUCCCCAGAUAAGCAGCUGCUGGUUCAGGCCCACCAAACUUUCCUUGGUACCCCACCCUGGCACCAGUGCCUUCCAUAGGAGACUGGCCCUGAGAAAGGUGAAUUCCUUCUAGACUCAAGGAGUAGACUGGUCCACAGGGCCAGGGCUGCCUUCCGAGUCCUGGAGAAGCCUAGGAGAGGACGCCAGCGGCCAUCUGUCAGGGUGUCUUUGGACAGGAUUCCUGUGUGGGGUGGGGGUUGGACUAGAGCCGGAAGGUCCAUUCCAGCUUUGACAUUCUAUGACUCUGAUUAUAGUUGUGGAAUUUCAGGCCCAAAAAUGGGGACAGGGUAGUCUGUUUUUCAGCAAAGGGCAGUAAUUGGGGAAGGUUUCCAAGGAGAAGGAGAUAGGAGAGAGAUCAGGGCCCCCAAGGGGUUGGGCCUUGGGAAGGAGAGGCAGUAUGGGGAGGGUCCCUGCAAGAGACUGGUCGGUCACGUCUAACUCUGCAGAGGGUGUAAAAGUACAGCCUCCUUUGAGCCUUGGCACAUGUGUGUCCUGCAGGUUUGUGUAUAAAUCCCUGUGUGUGGAUAAUUUGUGACGUUUCCUUUUCGAGUCCAAUUCACAGUAAGCUCCUCAGUCCCUUAUAGAUGUUUUACUACGUCUUUCACACCCACCUCUUCCAGUGGUUCUCAGAAAGCUAGGAAGACAGGACAAGCCGUAAAAUUUUUGUCUUGGGUCACUGGAAGGAAAAAGUGGAGCCAGGCCUGCACUCAGGGGAAGGCGCCCCACUCUACCUCGCACAUGUGUCGGUCCCUCUCUCAGUUUGUAAUCUCCAGGGAACAGGGACCUUGCCUCCCUGGGUCCCCGUUGGACCAGCAGUGAGGCCCCCCAAGGUGUAUGCUGAGUGAGGGGAGUGCUCUGCUGUCUUGUCCUCUCCCUGAGGCAGCGUUGGGGGGCUCCCCGCUGCUGCUGUGCUCCAUUCCCAGUGGCCACCGCCUACUUACAGGCCAGCUCCUUAGGCUUUCGCCUCCCUGAAAGACCCAAGUUCUUUCCCAGCAAAAGCCCAAACUCCCUUGAGGCUUCUCUUUUUGGGAUCCAGGGAGAAAGAGGACUCUAACAGGUGACUUAAGGCAGACCACCCUCUCCCCAUCCUUUGGUCUGAACUGUCAGCAUUAGAACCCAAACCUUAGAAUUGCAGGCUGGAAGAGUUUAGCUCUGAGAGCUCUUGGAGCUGGGGACAGGGCUGUUUGUGGGAGGUGGUGCCCAGUUCUUCCCAGGGUUGUCUGUGCUAAGCAGAGCCUGAGGCCUGCAGGGCCAUUCACGUGCCGGUCACAUGCCUCUCCCUGAGCACUUCCUGCUGCCUUCAACUUGCUGGCCUGGAGUCCUGGACUUGGUGCGUGUCCUCCCCACCCUGUGCCCCACUGGGAGUCGAGUGUGUCUCUGGCCUCUAGCAGGUAGGGCCAGAACGUCUACCCUGUGCUAUUCCCCACGCUUCGGCCCUUGGGGAAUAGCUUCCAUUUCCGUUUGAAUAUUAGUAGGUGAGCAGAAAGCCCGUCUGCAGCCCGCCUGGCCUGAGGCUGGGUUUCUGCAGGGACUUCCCUGUUCCUGAGCAGGACUUUAAUAGGCUGCGAAAGGUGCCAGAUUCCUUUGCACUUUCAUUUUGAGGGCUCAUUUCCAAUCAUUUCUCUCUUUGAUGAUUUUUCCCUAAAAACAUGACCAAAUCUGAGAUUCAUGAAGGGUCAGCCUGAGAUUUAUGUCUGUAUCCGAGCCUGCCUCCACUUGGCUAAGCGUGUGGGCAAGACGAGGUUUGGUGCAUGUGUGUCUGUGUAUGAUGUGCGUGUACGUGGUGUGCUGCUGCGUGUGGAUGGGGAGGACUUGCUUCCACAUGAGCCAGUGUCAAGGCAGCGUGAGGCCCUUUAGCCACAGGGAGCUGCACUCUGACUCCUCGCAGCAGCAGGAAGUUGGGCAAGAACUCGAUUCCCUGGGCCUCAGUUUCCUCACCUGUAACAUGGGAGUGCACGUGGGUUCUGCCUACAGGUGGUUGUGAGGAUGGAGUGAGAUGAUGUGCGUUACAGCCCUAGCAGAGCGGGAGCCCUCCUGCUAGCUGUGUCUGUUUUCAUCAUUUGGGCGGCUCACGUGGACUGGCGCUGCAGGAAGUGCUCUGAGAAGCCUCGUCCACCUUCCUGUGUCUUUUGCAGAAUCUUGGUCAGAUGAGGAAAGUGCCGAUUCUGAUUCAAAAUCCUGGGAGGUGGGAGGCUCCUCAGGGCCACUUAGCAAUCUGUUGAGUUGAACAAAUGACAUGUCAACAGGUUGUUUUGCUUCCACCUGAAAUCCCUCCUGCUGUAGUUUCAGCUCAUUAUUCUCAUUUUGUCUUGAGUGCAGCAGCACUUUCCCACCGUAUUCACUUCUACUUUCCAGAGAUGUGCUGAGCAUUUCCUGGAAGCCAUGCCCUGUGCUGGCUUUGAGGGGACUCAGUGCAUUUAGGAUGCACCCAGCUAAUGCAGGACUGCCGAGUGGGACCAGGGUCACCAGAGAGGGAGAAUAAAGCGCUCAAAGGAGAGUGAGGUCACAACCAACUAAGGCGAUCAGGGAAGGCUUCUUGAAGGAGCUGGCUUCUCAGAAGCGCCUCAGAGCACAGAAGUAGGGCUUUGGGGCUUCAGGGAAGAAGCCAGGGUGUCAGGGGCAGGGCAUCAUUGGGGGUUGGCUGCAGUGCCCGGGAGGUGGCCUUGGUCCUGGUUUGUGCUGGAGGCCAGGCUGAGGCCCUGCCUUGGUUUGGGGAGGAGGUCUCUGCACUCUGGGAACUCCUGUGUGGCUCAUGGAGAAUCGCCCUGAACUGCCUGAGUGUGGCGGCCAGUGGGGGGUGGGGUGGAGAGAGGACAGCAGGGAGGGAGAGGAAGGGGCCAAAUGAGCUCAUUUGGUGUCAGAUCCUGAUUCUUCCUAUUCUAUAUAUUAGAGCUUAAGAGCUCAGACUUGGAGAGCAACAGAGUAGGGUUUAAAUUACACCUACCCCAGGGGUUAUGAUGAUUAAGGGGGAGGCCACCCUCAGGUCUGAUCUGUGUUCGAGUGAUGGCAGUCAUGGUAAGGAUGGGGUUGUAGUGCAAGGGUCUUUUCUGUGGCCUCCCCAGAGGUCUUCAUGUCUCCCCUUUUCCCCUUGCCCACCCCACCAGCCUGAGAUGCCUCAGCAUCCAGAACAUUCCUCCAAGGGACCACCAGUGCCAGGGAAAUGGGGGGUGGAGAUGUCAGGUUCCUGUGUCUGCAGCCUGACUCCACCCUGCCCCACAAUACACAUGCACUGGGGAGAACAGAGCCACCAACCCAGAGGGGAAGUGCCCUGCAGGCGGCCUAGGCCCCCAGGCAUGAGUGCAGGUGCCUGGCAGCCCCCUGCAAGAACAGUUGGUGGGCAGGGCCCUCUGGGCCGAAUCUCCCUUGCUGAUCACAUACAUCACAGGUCACCAGCCUGUCUGGAGGACAGCAGGGGUGCUUGGUGGGCAGUGAGGGUGGGGGUAAGGGAGGCCCAGACGCCUGGGGCUUUCCUAGCUAAAUCUAGUAUGGAGUGAAUUUUUUUUCUUUUUUUCAGCAGUAGCUCUGCGUUGCCCACUCCUGUCCUGCUGUGGCCCCCUCUGACCCUUAAGGCUGCCCAGCCUUAUUUAGACAUAUGACCGGGUUCCUAUUUUCUCUUUCCUGUGGUCAUCACCCUGCUCGCCACCAUCCCUAUUGAUCUUCCCUCCCUGCUUCUGUUUCAAAUGUCAAGGUCAUUUUUAAUUCUGAGCCAGUUAUUAGCUGCCCCAUCUGAGUGCACAGAGGGGACGGACAACCAUCUCUUACAGCCAGUAAUGGGAGAGCUGGAACUUGGGUCUCCUGACUCCUACUCUAGUGCUCUUCUUGCUAUAAUGAAAGGGGAGGGGGGCUUAUUGCAGAUGAUCAAGAUCUGAUGGAUCAGCUAGGUCAUGGGUUCCAAUGAUCCUUCCUUGAAAAGGUAAAAAGAUGCUUAGAGAGGAGAUUGUGGGGCAUGGAGUUAGAUUUGUGGCUCACUAAGCUGUUUAUUGAGUGUGGGCUGUGUCCUGGGGAAUACUUGGGAAUGGCCAUGGCCUGGGGGCAGGAGGCCUUUGGGGUGUUCCUCCCCCUCCACUCCCCAAAGGACCCCGGGAGGCACAGGGGUGUUCACCUCUGCCCAUGCCAGGCCAGUAGGAUGCCCCAGCACCCCAGCGAGUAGAACCUGUUUGGAAGGAGGCUUCGGGAAGGCCUGCAUGAUUACUUACAUAGGUGCCCAACGUGGUAAAUAAAUGCACCGGAAAAGGGAAAUCUACUUAAAUUCCCUAAAAGUCUUUGAAACAAGGUAGCAAGUGUGUCUGUUCUGAUGUGUUAGAUGCCCAUGCAGUAGUGUUGUGGUUUAAAAAAAAUGUUCAUAGUGUAAUCUCAUUUUCAGGAAAUUCUUUAAAGUUGCCACAAAUAACGCACAUUUGUAAGUUUGUACAUGCAUGGAAAAGUUGUUCUGGAAGGAUAUACACAAACCUGUCAACAGGUUUUUGCAUUUUAACUUUAUACACUUUUGUUUUAUUUGAAAAAAUGUAAAUGAACUUGUGUUACUCUCUUAAUAACAACAAAAAUAAAACUUCACUUUUGAAAAGCCCAUGGAUAAGAAUGUGGAAAAAAGAAUUCAGUGACAUAAGGCUCAGGGAUGGACUCUUUUUUAUAAUGGGUAAGAAACUGGUUUACAGACUGACAGCAAGGGGUAAGCUUACUCAGGUACGUGUCUUUUCUGGAAAGGCUACAGAGAGAAAUAUAGCAGAUAUAAUGCCUCUGAGUGAAGACCUAGUCUGGCAGGGAUUAGGUGAGAGCAGAAAAUAGGCCGCUGACUGCAUGCACCCUGGCCCACGCCAGGGACAGGGGACAAAGUUAGCUUUAUAGGAUGGCAACUUGAAACACAUUUCUGACCCAGGGUGAAGAACAAUCGCUGAGAAUCUUCCCCAAAAGCAUCAGUCUGGUGGACUGUUAUGGCCCAGAAGGUUCCUGAGGAACUGUAAGUGUAACUGUGGCCUGGCCCGGCGUGGCGCUCAGCUGGCCCAGCCCUGGCAUAGUGAGAGCCUCUUGGGAGGCCUCACCCAAGGGAGACAAAGUGGGGCUUCAGGAGGCCCCAUGAAGGAAUAGAAGGGGUGCUGAGAAACUUGCCUGGCAUGUGGGCUCAACUCUGAUAUAGGAGUCCCUGAGCAGGUGGCAGUAACCCUGGUGAUGGGGUGGAGAGAUGAGGCAGGGGCAGAUACAAAUUCCUUCACCUGCAGUUGUCUUGCUACCCCAGGAAGCUCAGGGCUGGUUGCUUAGCAACAGCACCUACCAUCCUCUUCCACCUUCCCCUCCCCACCCCACCCAUGGGUGCCUCUUAGAGCUUCCCUUCCCCUGAGGCUGCCCUGUUCAACAGGACGUGAGAAGGGUCUGUGCGCUUUUUUGACCCUGCCCCUGGAAUAAGGCAGGAACAGACAUAAAAGGACCCAGGACUUGGAGGCAAGCACAGAACUGGUCCCUCUACAAACCAGCCAUUCAGUUCCAGGCAUGUAGGGGACGGAAGUGCAGGGCAAGAAAGAUGCUCGGGAGUCAGGCCCACCUGGAGGAGCGUCUCAGCCCCAUUUGUGCUUAGUUGCUGCUGGCCCCAAACCAUCUGGAGCUGCAGGUUUUUCAUCUGCAAAUUGGGGAUAAGAAUAGCAGCCACAUCUUACAGGGGUUGCCUGAAUGACAUGCAAUAAUUCAUGAAAACAGCCAGCACUGUGCCUGGCACAGAGGAGGUGCUCAGGUGGGUGUGAGCUGCUUUUCUUUACAUGGGGGUCAUUCCAGGGCUGCCUGAGAGUUAGGGUGACCCCCACAAAGCCCUGCUGCUCUAUAAGACCCUGCAAGUGGCUGGACACAGUGGCUCACGUCUGUAAUCCCAGCACUUCGGGAGGCCGAAUUGCACAGAUCACCUGAGGUCAGGAGUUUAAGACAAGCCUGGCCAACAUGGUGACACCCCAUCUCUACUAAGAAUACAAAAAUUAGCCAGGUGUGAUAGUGCAUGCCAGUAAUCCCAGCUAUUCGGGAGACAGACAAGAGCAUUGCUUGAACCCGGGAGGCAGUGGUUGCAGUGAGCCAAGCUCAAGCCAUUGCACUCCAGCCUGGGCAACAAGAGUGAAACUCUGUCUCAAAAAAAAAAGAAAGAAAAAAGAUCCUGCAAGUAUUGCUUGUCCUCCCCGUGACCGCUCAUGGUGAGGGGAAGAAAUAAUCAAAUUUGAAUGACCCCCAAGCCCACGAUGGACUCUGAGCUGGGAGUCGGGGGCCAGGGGAAGUGGCAGGGACAGACAGAGGAAGAUGUCUCUCUCCUUAGCUUCUGUUGUCUGACCCAGGUCCCUUUUUCCUGUUGCCAAUAAAUUGUCCCUUUUUUUCUCAGCCAUUCUGCGCCUCCACUUCUUCCUGUGAGGCCAGGAUCUACCUGCACCUUUUUUGAUCUCUUCAGAGUCCCCUGCUUAUGUGGGGACCCAGUAGUUCCCCCAAGGCCUGGCCCAUCUUUCCCUCCCUGCUCACUGGUCUCUUCGGGGCCAAGCAGAGAGUGGCCUUUGCUGGGUUCUGGCUCUGCCCCACGGCCUGGAGGCAUGGGAGGCCCUAGACCACAGCCCAGCCUGGCAGCUGGCACGCAGCAAGAGCUCCUAAUGGUUUUAUUACCAGCAACAAUGUGGUGCUUGUUGCCAUCCACGCACAGGCUGACGGUUCCCAGCCCAACUGGUGGUGGCCUGAGGGCCCUGCCUGGUACUGGAAGCUCAGCUGAGAAGCCCAGUGGGGCUGGGCAUUCAGUCGCCUCUGCAUUUUCUUCUGUCAACACCCUGCCAGCAGCCUAGAAUCAGAGAGAGCCAGGGCAUGGCAUGGUGAGAUGCUGGCCCCCAAGUUGGCAGGACCAGCAGCACUUAAGUGUUCUCUCCAGAGGAUCCACAAACGAUGUCCAUCCAUUCAUCUCAGAGAGACCUACUGUGUGCCAGGCACAGGCUACACAGAUGAAAGGGCUCAUGCUCAUCCUCAAGGAGUCUGCAGCUUAGGUGGGGGUCUGGCAGAGCAGAAGGACCCCUGGCACACUGUGCCCAGGCAUUAUCAGGGCUCAGAGAAGGAAGUCGGAUUCAGGGGGAGAGAAGAUCCAGAAAGGCUUUCUAAAGGAGUUGACGCUUGAGCUGAGCCUCGAAGGGCAGGAAGCAGUCAGCAAGGUGGGCAAGGGUGCUUUUUGGCCCCAUGAGGCCGCAGUGUAGGGAAUGAUGGGGUGUGAGGCCAGGGGCCCAGGCUGGAGGACCAUGGAAGGCCGGGAUAUUAUCUAUCAGUGAUGUCAGCUUGGUAUUUAUAUUUGAGAAAGAUCAUUCUAGGGCAUCAAGGAAGAGAACUCAGGCAAUAGGGUUUGGGGGCAGGAAGCCCAAGUGGAAGGCUGGCACAGAGGUCCGGGGAAGCAGUGUGGGCCUGGAGGGGGUAUGCAUGGUACAACGUCUAGGAAAUGGAGUCAGUAGGAACGGUCAUGAUAAAGGAAUGAGGGAGUUGGGGAGGCCCCCUGGCUUCUAGCUCAGCCAGCUGUGUGGGUGGGGAUGCCCUUCAUGGGGGGUACAGGGUGGAGGGAGUCAGAGAGAGCAGGAGGUGCCUCCCACACAGAGUUGGAUUGGAAUUGGGGCUUGAGGGUGGGUGGGAUUUUCCCAGGGCACUUUCUCCUUUCUGAACUCUGACUUCCCCAGGGGGAGCCAGAGCCAGGCCAGGCUUGUAGAGGAGGCUGGAGCCUGAGUCAUAGGCCUGGAGGGCCUGUGCAAUGGAUGAGACAGGCAGGUGCAUUUCAGUCCAUAACUGAUCGGACCCCUGCAGAUUUUUGGAGGAAGAUUUUGAGGAAGGUUCUCGCACCCAUGCAUUGGGGAUGCUGAUGAGUUGGGGUGCCUGCUUCCCAGUGAUUUCCCCAAAAGAUGACCUGCAAGGCCUAGACCCUGGCCCUCCACCCAGAACCUGCGGCGAGUUUCAUUGCCCUCUAAGAAUAUUUGGGUGUUGGGCUGGAAGUUGAUGUCAGGCUGUCCGGCCUUCCCCUCACUCUCCAUUCAGAGGCAGGUCUGUGGAGAGAGACAGGAGGGACAACCUGAACACAGUGUAUUUGGAAAGCAAACAGAAAAGAAGCAAAAACUGUUCCUCUAAAAUAGAGGCUUAUGUGUGUUCUGUGAAGGAUAAUGUGGAAGGCUGUUUCCAAAGAACUUCUAGAAAAAGGACGUGAGCCACAUCAGCACCAUUGAACUUAGAUAGAGGUCAGGAGCAGUGUGGCAUCAUGCUGGAGCCACCAGGCUGGGGGGCUGGACAGAUGGUGGUUUCAUCUCAGCCCUGCCACCUCCUUGCUUUGUGUCCUUGGGAGAUCACUCAACCUCUCUUAGGCUCAGCUUUGCCGUCUGCAAAAUGGAUGUAACUUCACAGGCUGGUGUUCUUGUUUGUUCUGAGCACUGCUUCUUGUGCUAAACCUGGAUGUUUUCUUUCACCCUUUUCUUUUUUUUUUUUCUUGUUUUUUUUUUUUUUUUGAGACUAAGUCUUGCUCUGUCGCCAGACUGGCAUGCAGUGGCGCGAUCUCGGCUCACUGCAGCCUCUUCUGGGAUCAAGCGAUUCCCCUGCCUCAGCCUCCCACAUAGCUGGGACUACAGGCGCAAACCACCAAGCCCGGCUAAUUUUUUGUAUUUUUAGAAGAGUUGGGGUUUCACCAUGUUGACCAGAAUGUUCUCGAUCUUUUGACCUUGCGAUCUGCCUGCCUUGGCCUCCCAGAGUGCUGGGAUUACAGGUGUGAGCCACCGCGCCCAGCGUUUUCCACCAAUCUUUUAAGAGAAUCCUCAUACAGUUGGCCUCGAGGGUGUUGGAGGAUGAAAAUUCAACCAUGUAUGUUCACUGCUGGCACAGAGGCGGCACUCACACACCCUAUCCCUCCCUCCCUCGCUUCUGCACUUCCUCUGGUUCUUUUCCUCUCAAGAAGCCUUUUUCCUCCUGUCCCCUCGGUCAGUUUUGAGUUCCCCUUUCCAGGGAAGGUCCAUUCAUCGUGUUCUAUAGACUCUCUUGUUCCCGAUUAUUCCCUGCAAACCUAAUGCACCCAGUGUAUUUGAAGAGCAUCUACUGAGGUAAAUGGGAGCGGGGGAGCAGGGGGCUCAGUUCCUGUUCUCUUUUUUUUUUUUUUUUUUUUGAGAUGGAGUUUCGCUCUUGUUACCCAGGCUGGAGUGCAAUGGCGCGAUCUCGGCUCACCGCAACCUCCGCCUCCUGGGUUCAGGCAAUUCUCCUGCUUCAGCCUCCUGAAUAGCUGUCCUGUUCUCUUUUUAUAAGCUGGGGAGGAUCUGUGCAGAGCUGUCCAGGAGAGCGGAGGGCAUGGGGCCCCUGGGGAAAGGUGCAAGACCCAGCAGGACCACAGCUGAGACCUUGCCCUAUAGCUGGCUCAGUGUGCCAGGGGACAGGGCACACAGCCCUGGUGGGUCUGGGAGAUGAGCUCAGAGGUGACUUGGCCUGGACAUGGGUGGGGCUGCCCUGCUUUCAGAGCCAGACCUCGGGAGAUGGCUGGGAGGGCCACUUUCUCUGCAAGAGCCACACAUGAUGGCCCUUGGGCUGUAUGGUGGCCCUCUGACAUGCAGCUGUACCCCUGGGGAGACGUUUGAAGCCUCUCUGCAUGCUGGAGGAUCUGGUGGGAAGAUGGCUUCGAAGUAGGGCUCUUGUGGUGGUGAUGCUGCCAAGAAGGCUGGGCAGAAGUCAGCUGUCUCUGGCUGGGGGUGGGGCGGGGGCUACAGUCCAUCAGAUUGUGGAAACCCACCUAUCUCUGGUUUGUGCAGACCUGUGCGAGCAGCUGUGCCGCAGGACUGGCCCUCUGGAAAUGGGGCAUACAUGAACUCAGGGUGUGGCGGUGUAAUCAAAUGAAAUGUACAGCAUAAUUAAUCUGGCAUACCCUUAAUGAUAUGCAUAAUUGUGCUGCAUGGUAAUUAGGUGUAAAUGGUAAGCAGUUCACAUAAAUGUUUUUGUAAUUGGUAUUAAUUUUGCACAGGCAAACCAAGUUUAUGCGGUUUUUCUCUUCUUGCUCUGUUAGUUUUCUAGUACAGGCAAUUCCAAGCUUUUGGAGGAAUUCUGUUGCAAAUGUUUGUUUAUAGGGCACUGUUUUGUGUUUUCUCUCAGAACAAUGUUAUGAAUGGUUAUGAGGUUCCCAAGCUGGUUUCCAAAUGCCUCUUUGGCCCAUACAGUAGGUGAAAUGUGCAACGCAUGUGCCUGUGUUGGGAGCCUCCCCAGGAUCCUCCUGCUCCGGGUGCCCCGAGAGCACAGCACAAGGGGGGCUGUGCACGUGUGUGCGCCUGUGUGCCUGGAUCAUCUCUGCAUGUGUCUAGUGUGUGCAUCUAUGUGUGUUUGUGUGUGUGUGUGUGUGUGUGUGUGUGUGUGUUCUGCAUGACUGUGAGAGACUCCAGAGGCCACAGUGGCAGGUUGAAAUUCUCUGGCAAAUACAUUCCCCAUUCUAGUGGCAAAGGAGCCUGGGCUGGAGACUGAGGGGCAUUAGCUGGGAGGGGGACCCAGGCCCAGCAGCUGUUCCUAGGAGUGAGCACAAGCCACUCCAUGGCGUGGUCUGAAGCCAGAGUCUAGGUUUCCUCAGAACACACGGCUUGCCUUUCUUUCUGAUCAAGCACAUAAUAAUGUUUAAAUGAACAUUUAUUGAGUGCCUGCCACAUGCCAGGUCCUAUGUUAAACACUGGACUCAGAUUCCCUUCUGUCUUAAAAUAGACUUGAGAACUAGGGACUCUUAUUUACCCCGCUUUACAGCUUGGGAAACUGAGGCCCGAAUCUCUGAGUGACAGCCAGGGUUUGAGGCAGAGACUGCUGGAGGCACGGGCCCGUGGUUCUGAGAUGUGCUGCUCGGAACCCUGGGCUCUUCUCCCUCCCUCAGCCCCCUCCACAAAUGGUUUUUUGUUUGUUUGUUUUGAGAUGAAAUCUCACUCAGCCACCCAGGCUAGUGCAUCUUGGCUCACUGGUGCGAACUCAGCUCACUGCAACCACCGUCUCCCAGGUUCAAGUGAUUCUCCUGGCUCAGCCUCCUGAGUAGCUGGAAUUAUAGGCACCUGCCACCAGACCUGGCUAAUUUUUGUAUUUUAGUAGAGACGGGAUUUCACCAUGUUGGCCAGGCUGGUCUUGAACUCCUGACUUCAGGUGAUCUGCCUGCCUCAGCAUCCCAAAGUGCUGGGAUUAUAGGUGUGAGCCAUGGCGCGCAGUUUGUUUUGGUUGGGACAGACAAUGAGGAGAAAGGCAGCCCUGUGGGAAAGUCUGAGAGCAGUGGGCUCCUUUCUGCGGAAGUGGGUGGGGAGGGGCCGAGCUCCAACAGUCCUAAAGACCCUUUGGGGGACCUCCUGGUUUAGAGAUGAGAGGGAGUUGGUCCAGGAAGUGGAUUGGGGGAGCAUGGACAAGGGUGGUGUCGGGAGAGGGUAGUCACAGGCCAGCCAAGGACUCACCCCUGUUUCCUGUGGUUCACUGAUAGCCUAGGCCCUCACCAUCCCCUUCACCUGGGGGAUCUGGGGCAGGUGGGCCUGCAGACCCAGGGCAGGUGCACUGCUGGCCUCGGAGCUCCUGCAAACGGCCUUUCCAUGGGGCUCUGUCAAGCGACCCCUAGAAUGGGGAUUGUGGGGGGUCGCUCUAGGCACCGCAGCACUGUGCUGGGGAUGUUGCAGCUGCCUGGGAGUGACUUCACACAGUCCUCUCUGCCUCCAGGGUCACCCGGAAUGGGAUUUCAGGGGACAAGCUGUGGGCGGGGUGGGGAAGGACAGCAAGAUGCAAGGCAUGAACUCUGACCUCGUCGCUUUGGGAAGUUAGACACAUCUGUAUACGCAGGGAACACUCAGUGACCUCUGGGUGGGUGGUCGAGGAGAAGGGGACAAGGUGGGGGAAGGAGAGGUGCUGGGUUGAAGGAAAGAGGACCUGAGUGGGCCCUGUGGUAGAGGGUGGGAGCCGGGGGUGUCAUCUGGGGACAGCUGGGAGAGCUGGGAGAGGUGGGGGCAGGGCCAGAACAGUGGGCGGAGGCUGCAUUGCAGCCAGCUCCGGUAAGGCCAGGCCAGAGCAUAUAUUUUACCAUGUGUGAAAAUCUUUGGCAUCACAGGAUUUUUUUAAAAUAGUAGCUUUAAGAUAUAAUUCACAUCCCAUACAGUUUACCCAUGUUAAGUGUACAGUUCAAUGGUUUUAGUACAUUCACAAUCAAUUUUUUAAAAUUCUCACCAGGCAUCAUAGGUUUUCAUAGAGGGAGCCCUGUGUGGACAAUUUUACAAUCUUUGCUGAGAGGCUAGGGUGGGAGGUAGAGACACCAGAGGCAGGUGGAUCCGCUACAGGAGAGCCACCAGGUUAUUGUGCCACAGACACAAGGGAUACAAAAGGCCUGGAGGGAAUAGGGGGAGUAGAGAAGUCUGAGGACCAGGUGCCUGCUGGAUGUGGGGACCCAGGGGACAGGUGAGACCUGAGUUUUCUCUAGGGUUUGGAGCUUAGGCAGCUGAAGGGAAGGGAGUGUUACUUCCACAUUGGGGGAAAAGCCAGAAAACAGAGCUGGCUCUGAAGGAAGCAUGUUCUGGAAGAGUAGGAUUUUAGAUGACUGCAAGUCAUCCGGUUGGGAUGAAAACAAAUAGAGGGAGCCCCUGGCAGUAGGAGGCCUAUGUUAACUUAUGCCCAAGUGUCUUAGAGGAAGAGCAUUCAAAGAAAAGCUGAAGGUAGAACAUGACCUUUGAGGAGCGCCCAUUGUGCAGAAGUGGGAUCAAGACUCUUGGCCAGCCCUGGAGACAGAACUGCAGAAUCUGAGGCUGGAGACCCAGGAGCAAAGAGCCAGAUGGAGUCCCAGCUGGGAGAAGGCGCUUGCUGGUGAGCUCCAGAAGCAGGGGUCUCCUUUCACUCCAGGGCCUGGCUCCACAAUUGCACUCAAGAAAUGGCUGUUGAGGGAGUGCCUGGAGCAGAGAGCGAUGAGCUGGCCAGGAUGUGGAACUGAGCUCAAGGGCCAUGAGGAGGGAAAAAGGCCCUCUGGGGCAGUGGGUGACGAUAUCAGUCAGGGUCCAUUCCGGAGGCAGAGACCAAAGUUUCGCAUAAGGAUGAUUAACUCUAAUAAGAUUGGAAUAAUGAGGAGUUGGCUAAUAAGAAGCAAAAAUAACUCCAAAGAAUACAAAAAUAACAGCUGUGAGAACAGCAGCUACCUCUAGGGUUGCCACAGAAUGCCCAAGGAAGAGGCCUCACAGGGCUGAGAUCCAGACAUUGAUGGAGAGGGUGUGGCCACGGCUCCCUGGAUGGCAAUGUCUCUGUAAUGCCUCGUUGGCAGAACUUGCUGGAUAGCCACACUCCGGAAUUUACUGGAAAUCCACCUUUUUGGGUCCCAAGGAAAGUUGUCUGUGAGAGGUAUCUUGCAGGAAGCACACGGCUGCUAAGUUUUCCCAGGGAGCGCUGGGUGAAGCUCCUGACUGUUGGGUGCUGCUGACUGCCAUGUGUUGCUGGAGCCAGGCGCUGGGGAAGCGACCUGUAUUGCAAGAGCCUGGCACUCCUGCAGGAGCUGGACACUAGAAGGCUGUAUGCCAUGGGAACUGGGUGCUGGAGCAGCUGUGACAGCGCAGGAGCUGGGUUCUGGGAAGCUUCACAUGUGACAAGACCCUGAUGCUGGAAAGCGCCUAUGCAGCAAGAUCUGGCUGCUGGAGAGGUUGUAUGCCACGCAGGAACCCACCAAAGAGCACAUCAGGUCUAGGAAGGACACGCGCUUCCUCCUCCAACACCUCUUCAGUGUCCUCCACAGCUGUGCCAGCUGGCAAAGGAAAAGUAUUUAAAGGGCCCAGCUCCAUCUUCACAGCACAGGCAACAAUUGGUGAAUAAAUCGGUAACUGGCACAGUCUACCCCUUUGGCUACACAGCUUUCAUUUGCACGCUUUUACAACAUCUGAACUCCUAUACAAAAACAACCAACAGAUGUCUACCUAUCAAGACAGUUAUCCUUCUUAUGAAGUUCUCACCCUUUUGCCCAAAGACCCCCAACCAUCUGGCUAUAAUAACUUCUCAAAGCCAGUCACAGUCCCACUGAAUAUUCUGUUACCUAAAGACUAAAUUAUAAAGUUAACUGCUAACAACUUGUAUAGAAAACAAUGGGGGCUGGGCAUAGUGGCUCAUGCCUAAUCCCAGCACUUUGGGAGGCUGAGGUGGGCAGAUCACCUGAGGUCAGGAGUUCAAGACCAGCCCUGCCAACAUGAUGAAACCCCGUCUCUACUGAAAAUACAACAAAAUUAGCUGGGCAUGGUGGCAGGCACCUGUAAUCCCAGUUACUUGCGAGGCUGGGUCAGGAGAAUCACUUGAACCUAGGAGCCGGAGGUUACAGUGAGUCGAGACUGCACCAUUGCACUCCAACCUGGGCAACAAGAAUGAAACUCUGUCUCAAAAAAAAAAAAAAAAAAGAAUGAGAAAAAAAGAAGAAAAUGGUUACCGUAUCGCA
Messenger RNA from Callithrix jacchus (white-tufted-ear marmoset), 17650 nucleotides. The record is from RefSeq and is a predicted model, not a curated record. NCBI's taxonomy places the organism in Eukaryota, Metazoa, Chordata, Mammalia, Primates, Cebidae.